AUGGCAACAAAUCUCACUGUUUCUCUAUUGAAGGGUGGUCCACAAGGAAGCGUUCUUACUCCAACAUUAUUCAUCACAUAUAAUUGUGAUAUGUGCAGUUCUCUAUCUGGUUGUAUAAAUCACUUCUUUGCUGAUGACUUAGCCGAAAUUAUGGCCGGUCAAUUAGGAAUAAAUUAUUCUUCUCAAUGUCUUGAUUUGGAAAAAAGAAUCAAAGUUUUUCUUGAUAACCUUGAUUACUAUUCUUGUUUAUCUGAUCAGCCCAUAAAUUUCAAUAAAACUAAAGCUAUGUUUAGUGCGCGCGCCAUUGGUCAUCGUAAAUUUUUCAUUAAUUUUCGUCAAGAUACAAAGAAUAUAAUUGAAUGGACCUCAGAAUAUAAGUACCUUAGUUAUAUAAUUUCACCAAAAUUAGGUUGGGCUACAAAACAGGUAAAAUAUGGUUUAUUACCGAAAUUUGAUGAAUCUUUUGUUCAUCGGCAAGAUGCACAAGGGACCUACGAUUACGUACGUCAAAUGGUCAAAACUUUUCGUACUCAACUAACGACUACAUAUAUUCAAUCGUUGGCUCAUGAAUAUGAGCUACUUUCCGAUGAGAUCAAAUGUAUGAUUGAAGGCAUGCCUCAAGAUAAUGAUGAUGGUUUCUAUGUUGAACCUGGAUAUGCCGCAUUUAAACAAUAUCAUGAUCGACGUGAAAAACGAUUGAAUUUAGAAAUUGAAAAUUCGCUUUAUUUUUUCGAAGAAAAGCGAGUCGAGGGCACCUCCAAAUAUCGAAAGCAAGAGGAAGAAGAAAUAAUAGACCCGGCUCCUCUCCGGCAAAUGCCUGAGAACUUCUUGGUCCCGCAAUAA
Molecule: messenger RNA, 843 nt
Organism: Rotaria socialis
Lineage: Eukaryota; Metazoa; Rotifera; Eurotatoria; Philodinida; Philodinidae
Source: the annotation of a GenBank genome assembly